This is a messenger RNA of Penaeus indicus, 5550 nucleotides long. Its product is annotated as protein pangolin, isoforms A/H/I/S-like. The transcript has 9 exons. Gene Ontology annotation, cellular component: beta-catenin-TCF complex; chromatin. Bases 8 to 1336 code for a protein of 442 amino acids. Gene Ontology annotation, biological process: canonical Wnt signaling pathway; regulation of transcription by RNA polymerase II. Gene Ontology annotation, molecular function: RNA polymerase II cis-regulatory region sequence-specific DNA binding; DNA-binding transcription factor activity, RNA polymerase II-specific. The record is from RefSeq and is a predicted model, not a curated record. NCBI's taxonomy places the organism in Eukaryota, Metazoa, Arthropoda, Malacostraca, Decapoda, Penaeidae.
GGAAAAGAUGGGCCUGAGCGCGGCCGGCCACGCGAGCGGCUCUCUCUUCUCGCUCUACCACAACGGACAGACGCACCUGGGGCAGCCGCCCCCCGCCCACAUGGGCAUCUCCCCGUACCAGCUGGAUCCCAAGGCCGGGUUGCGGCCGCCCGUGUACCCCUUCGCCGCCUCAGGCCAGUAUCCCUACCCUCUCGGUGCAGACUUCACGGCACAGAUGGCCUCAGCAUGGCCCACAGCCCGCAUGUACCCGCUUACCUCCUCCUCUCCGUUCAGCAGCAGCACCUACCCAUCCUCACCACUCUCCCUCUCUACCGCAACCCUGCCCAGGUUUUCUCCCAGCGGCCUGAUGCACCCGCACCCAGGUCUCACCCCGCCCCUCACGCACCCGCUCGUCGCCUCACCCAAGACCGAGCUCCCCAACACCUCCCACGACAACCACAGACAUCAUGGGCUGGACCAAAAACCAUCACUGCAGUCAAGUGACAAAACACAGAUGAUUGAAACUAAAAAUGGGGAAAAGAAACCCCAUAUCAAGAAGCCUCUGAACGCCUUCAUGCUGUACAUGAAGGAAAUGAGAGCUAAGGUAGUAGCCGAAUGCACCCUGAAGGAGAGCGCCGCCAUCAACCAGAUUCUCGGACGCAAGUGGCAUGCGCUAAGCCGCGAAGAACAGGCGAAGUACUAUGAAAUGGCGCGCAAAGAGCGCCAGCUUCAUAUGCAGAUGUACCCAGGGUGGUCUUCCCGCCAAAAUUACUCGCAGGGGAAAAAGAAGAAGCGUAACCGUGACAAAACCCAAGAUGGAGCCAAUAUGAAGAAGUGCCGUGCAAGAUAUGGGCUGGAGCAGCAGAGCCAGUGGUGUAAACCAUGCAGGCGAAAGAAGAAAUGUAUUCGAUACAUGGAAGGAGAGGAAGGUGAAGACAUGGCGCCUGGGUCAGCAGACAGCGUAGAUGCCUCGCAAGAGAGCGAUGAGGAGGAUGAUUUGCAAGACAUGUCAUCUCCCUCAACAGCACUGAUGGGUGACCACACCGCCACCUCCCCUGCAUCCUCAAGUCUGAUGCCCUCGCCUGGGCCUUCUUUGGCAUCACCGUCAGGGCCACCUUCAUUGCUCAUGCCAUCGCCAGCUUCUCUGGCUUCCCCUUUAACGCCAGGAGAAGCUCCUCAGCUACAGAUGAACCAGGUGCCCCAGGGUCCUCACCCUCACAGGCCCCCUGUGGGCACCAAUCCUCGUGACAUCAAUAAUCCUCUUAGUGUGAACCAGUUGACUGGCCAGUGUGCUAGCAACAAACCUGAGGCUGGGUCUCAAGACUCCUCACACCCAGCUAUGGUGAGCGUCACAUGACCCACUGCAACCCUAGAUACCCACGCCCACAUGCUGUGCUGGACAUGCCCACCCUCUUAUAAACACCACACUUUUGUAAAGGAGAAAGUGCUUUAAUGAAGAAUCAGGAAUUCAUGCCGGUGUAUUUUGGCUGAUACAUUGGUUGUUUUUUCAUUGAUCAGGACUAAAUUUGGGCUCUAGGUUGGGCCUGUGCCAGUACAGUCACCAAUACCUCAGUGUCAAAAGUGUGGCUGAAGACAAAGACUUGUGGCCCCUGUUUGGCACCAUCCCUGUAAAUAAUUGUUCCUUCACAUCAUGAAUCAACCCUUCAUUGUAUCACACACACAGCAGUGUUAGGUACUCUACUCUAAAGCUGCAGAGCCAGCCGUUCACUUCGUUCUAUUCUGCAACAUGGAAAAAAGUGUAAAGCAAACAAUAUUUCUGGUGAAAUCCUGGAAUCAUAUGCUGGUAAAUUUGAUAAUUAAAUGUGUCAGGAUGACCAUACCUAUGUAUAAGCCUAGACUUAGCCAGUGUUGCAGGCUAAGUAUGGAGACAGUCUUGCUUUUCUAAACUGUGAAGUGUUUAGGGAGCUGACAAAGACACUGUGCAGCCUCAGGCUAAUCAGUGUUCACCUUACAUAGGGUCUAUUUGAAAAUUCAAGCAGUGAAAAGCUGGAUUGUGUUAAUCAUUGUUGAAAUCCAAGAAAGCUGGAAAAAAAAUAUAAAAAAGACAAGAGAGUCAGUUUCAUGAAGAGUUAUUUAUUGGCAAACAAGUUAUAGCUGCAAACCGGUGAGGGAACCCUGCACAUCACCUUAUACUAUAAGCCACUAUAUGAAAAGAUCAGAGCUGCUGCUUCAGUGGAUCAGGGAUUGAUGUGUUUAAAAUAAAUCUGAAAUGGUUGUAAAUACUUGAGAAAUUUUACCAAAAUAAACUUGCUCUCUAACGCCAUAGUUCUUAUCAUCCGUGGGAGCAUUUGUUGUACAGCUAUUAAAAUGGCUAACCAAUUAAUACAUGAAGCUUUGGACUGGUUUCAGAAGUACUCAGUACUUUACAGACCACAGAUUCUUUUGUAAGUUCAGAAUAUUUUUUGUUCUUUUUUUUAACAUCCUUAAACUUUUGUUGAGAUUUUAAAAAAUUAAUAUAUCACUAUUUAUAACCAUGAAAACCCCAGACAGACAGAUGGAAAGUCAGUCUCCUUGCCUACUCAUGUUUUGUGGAUAAUAUACCACAGAAUGUUAGAUAUUUCUAAUUAACUGAAAAAAAUUAUGCCAGGCUUGUGUUUACUGUGAUAUUGUGUAGUUUAGGAAAUAUUCUAUGAGUGAAAAUUUAAACUGACAUUUCAGAUUGUUUCAAAAGUCUUGACAUUUUUUAUGGCACUUUUUAGCUUCCUUUAACUCCAAUAUUGAUUUUCAAUAUUAUGGAAGGUGUUAUAAGGAAUAGAUGUUGUUGGAUAUUAAGCUAUUUCUUUGUAACUGAUACAAAGUAUUUAUGAAUUUGUUGAUAAUAAUUCAAGAAAACACCAUUAAUAAUCAUGUUAAUUUGUGUAGUUUUCUUCUAAGUAAGUCAUAUAACUCUGAAAUAAUUAAGUUUAUAAUUAUCACAUCAUGUUUUGUUACUGAAAAUAUGUGAGUAAAAGGUGAUGAGUAGGAAAAAUACUUACAAAGACCGAGCAUUUCUCUCGCUCUUUCUGUGCUGAUCUGUCGUCCCAAGGGGUUUCUUUUGUCAUGGGGAUUUUUAUCAUUUUAACAUUUUCUUGAUACGAAGAAUUGGUUAUUGAAAAGAAAAGUCAGUCAGAAGGAAUGAUCGAGACCAUUUCUUUUAUACUUUCUGAUCUUUCUUUAUUACUUGUAUCACAUAUCUUGCGACAUUUUAAGAAUUGUGGCUUUAGCAGCUGCUACAGUAGAGCACCAGAGAUGUAUUAUUCAGAUAAAAUAAUGGGACACCUGUGGCAAUGAUGUUUAUAAUUUCUCAGUACAGUGGCUGUAAAAACAACAGCUAAUUACAGAAUUGCCAAACAGAAGCAUCACAUGUACCUGUGUGAUGUUUUGGCAGCUCGGUAGAACUGAGCAGCUCCUGUGAUUUUAUGCUUUGUGUAGGUUCACUUAUAUAUGUCCAGUUUUUGUGUAGUAUUGUUUUGAAUUUUUGGCUUGUGAUCACCCAAAGUAUAAGUAAAAAAAAAAUAUAUAUAUAAUAAUAAAGUUACUACCCACUUUAGAAAAUUUUGUUAUGUGAUAAAGUGUACAAGGCCAACAAGGUAUGAAGCUUACAUUACUGAUUAUAUUUUUUAUUGUUUACAAGCAUAAUUAGUCAGGGUUAUGUUAAUUUAUCUACUUUUUUGGCCAAAAAUAUCAAAGAAUAUGAGCACAGUGUUUGGCUGGCUACAUUAUACCUUCACGUUCAACUUUAAAGACGUCUUUCCACCCCUGUGAUCUAAUUCUUUAAAGGGGAUUUGAUCUAAUAAAUGUAAUUGAUCCGGAAAAGUACUGUUUGUCAAAUGAAACCUUUUCAUGAGAAAGGAAGUUUUUUUUUUUUUCUUUCUUUCUUUCUUUCAUGGGAUUUUAUUGGGUUUUAAGUUGAGGGUCUUGGGAACUUAAUUUCUGGGAACCAGUGGUUAUUAUUUAAAGUACUGACACUUGUCAGUGACCUGAAAAGAAGUGUCUCAUUUUGUGAACAACUCAGUUCUAGGUGAGUUACCCGAGGAGGGCAUUAAAUGUUGAAAUAUCCUUGACUUUGGUGGUCCACAGGCCAUUAGGUAAAACUGCAAGUUUCAGCUGGUCUCAUAGAGAUCACAACUGAUUUUGUAUAUUGUGAGUUGUUUGUAUGUGUGGGACCUGUAAGCUUUUGCAGACUUUUACUUUUUUAUUGUAAUUAUUUUUUUAUUUAAAUUUCACAAUCGUAAUAUUGUUAAAAUUUUGCUACUGUCAGCCACAAAACUGCCAUGGCAGUGUUGCACUUUCAGAGACCAGUGUUAUCACUCUAGAUUUAUUUGAUAGACUUGAACCCAGAGCAGGCACAAAAAUACUUACAGCAGCACCCCCUGAGGUGGCCACACUGCCUGGUACGUGGUUCACAUAUCCUAAGCUCAGGACGGCUCACCACAGCCAUCUGGGAAUAACUCACAGCAGCUUCCAUUGACCCACACCCUUCCAAGAUGCAAUCCAAAUACCCUCCCAAAAGUAAAACUUAUCCUUCUCAAAGUCUUAAUCUCAGAUACCAUGAUACAUUUCAUAAUUAACAUAUUACUCUCUAAUUUAAGUAAAACCAAUUUGUCAUGGUGUUCACUCUCUGAAUGUUUCCCACACUAACUUCUGUAACUGACUUAUCGUAUCUCCAACUUCAUGCAUAUGGAAAUUUUCACCUUAACCUAACAUGGUAUACCUAACACAGAUUUGCAGUACUAGAUCUCAUUUUGUAGUGCUUAUCCUACAGGCAUCAACAAUAACAUGGUUCUUUCUUUUCACACAAUACACAUUAAUUCAAACAUCUUAGUAAGAAAUUCAGUAAGAAAACCAGUAACAGCAAACAUCCUAGAUGAUCAUCCUGAGAGCUGGCAUUCACACCAUAUUGUCUGUAAUAAUCUGUCAAGGUUUACGAUAUUAUAGUUUGGAUUUCCUUGAAAACGUAAUAUUCCACAAUGGUGAAAAUGCGGGUGGGUUAGGAUACACUAACUGUGAGGCUAGUCUCCUGGAAAGCACCUGAAAAGAGCUGCAACAGAUAUCAAGAAUAUAUCAUUUUAGCAUUUCACAGUCCCUAGGUAAAAUGGUCAGUUUUGUGUGAUGUUGAUGUUAAGUAAUGUAUAUAUGAUUGAAUGUUAUUAUUUGGUUUUUCACUGUUUCAAUCUAGAAGGCUGUUGUAUCUUUUUCCAUAUGCAGUCAGUGUAGCUGUGAAUGUGAUUUGUUCUUCACUGUGCCAAUCUACCUGUGGCCCCAGCUGGUUAAAACUGGUCCCAGGUUCUUUUUGUAAAUAUGGUAUUAUAUUUAGCUAGCAUUCUAUUCCAAGAGAAUUGUAAUUGCAAGACAAUCAUCGUUCACAUUUCAGCUCGUCUUGACUUAGAGAGCCUGAAUCAUUUUUAUGUUGUAUUUUUGUAAACCCUACUUCAGUUCAUGUAUGGACAGACCAUCUUGUAAGAGGCAUUGUCACAGUUUGUUAAAAACAAAAAUGCGAUGUACAGAAAACAGUCGUUUAGAGAAUUGUUCAUGUAAAUAGCAUGUAGUGAAUAAAUCAGUUUCAUAAGA